AUGCCACAGGACUCUCCCGUCAUAUCACCCACCAGGACUUUUCAACCGCACACGUGGUGGCAUGUGUUGUUAUACUCGAGUCUUGAGGUAGCCCUAGCGGAUGUGCGGAAGGAGAUCGCGUUCUGCAGGAAAGUGGGCGUGCCAAUCAUUGGCGUGAUAGAGAACAUGAGCGGGUUCGUAUGUCCUGGGUGCAAAACCGAAUCGCAGAUCUUCCCUGCCACCACCGGUGGGGCUGCCCUGAUGUCCGAGAAAUUGGACUGUCCGUUUUUGGGCCGAGUCUCCCUAGACCCGCGAGUGGGUCAGUGCUGUGAUGAAGGGAAGCCAUUCAUCGAGACCUAUCCAGAUACGAUAGUUGCCAAACAGUAUCUGGAUAUUGUGGAACAGUUGAAGGCCUUUUGCGCCCAAUAAGUGCGCCGUGGCACACACUACACUUCCUGCCUACGAUAAGAAGAAAGAGUCCACUCUGCGACCAGGUUGAGGCUAUCUAUUCCAGGGUUUUACUUCUCUGGGUUAGCUGGCGACGUCUGGACCAUUCGCGAGUCGUCCCGAGAUAGAGAAGUGCGUCUAUACUCCAAAGGGCACUCGCGUGAGCAUUGCGAAGUUUUAGUUCCACAAUCCGUGACUACAAACCAGCUGGGGCCGGGGGCCGGUCUCGAUCUGCCCGUGAGUUGUUGUCUUCGGUUGUAUCGGGGCGUUUAGUACUCGGGUGUUGCCAUGACAACGACACACCUAGUAUUAUCAUAAUAAUGAAAGCGUCGUAUAUCUCAUUGGGUUUGCGAGUACGUUAGGGGUAUGAGCGUUCCCUGUUGUACGUCGUGAUUACGUCUUGGUAAGGCUCGUCAUUUGCGCUUCCAUCGGAUUUUAGGGUUUUAGGGUUGCCGGCGGUGGGUCCCUACAGCCGGCAGUCCACUGUGUUACUCUGUGUCUCUCUAUAUUACUGCAAUGGUUCUCUAGUCACAGAUGUAUAAAGGAUUUGUGCCCUUGGCAAGCCGUCGUGUCUGUAUAGAGUUGUACACCAAUGUGCGACUCGGCGUCAUUCUCCGUCGACGAAAACUUGCCACCGGAAAUAAACUUUCUGAUCUCCAAC
Molecule: messenger RNA, 1087 nt
Organism: Sphaeroforma arctica JP610
Lineage: Eukaryota; Ichthyosporea; Ichthyophonida
Exons: 3
Coding region: 1-408 (135 amino acids)
Biological process (GO): iron-sulfur cluster assembly
Cellular component (GO): cytosol
Molecular function (GO): iron-sulfur cluster binding; ATP-dependent FeS chaperone activity; ATP binding
Source: RefSeq, a predicted model, not a curated record